Messenger RNA from Rhinolophus ferrumequinum (greater horseshoe bat), 1975 nucleotides. RefSeq names its product TATA-box binding protein associated factor 7 like (gene TAF7L). Gene Ontology annotation, molecular function: RNA polymerase II general transcription initiation factor activity. Gene Ontology annotation, cellular component: transcription factor TFIID complex. The record is from RefSeq and is a predicted model, not a curated record. Gene Ontology annotation, biological process: RNA polymerase II preinitiation complex assembly; transcription initiation at RNA polymerase II promoter. The transcript has 12 exons. NCBI's taxonomy places the organism in Eukaryota, Metazoa, Chordata, Mammalia, Chiroptera, Rhinolophidae. The coding region runs from base 9 to 1205 and encodes 398 amino acids.
AACAAGAGAUGAGUAAAAGCCAGCGUGAACCUCCUACUGAACCUGAGAACCAGUUUAUAUUGCGUCUGCCUCGGGAACAUGCUUCUACGGUCAGGGAGAUGAUACGUUCCGGACGUGCUGCCAUGAAAGAUAAGCUAAAAAUUGACUUAUCUUCUGACAAACGUCAUGCGAUUGUUGAGGUGGAAGAUGUCUCACUAAAUGCUAAGCUGGUUGACUUGCCUUGCGUUAUUGGAAGCCUGAAAACUCUUGAUAACAAAAUCUUUUAUAAAAUGGCAGAUAUUUCCCAGAUGCUUGUGUGCACCACGGAUGGUGAUCUCCACUCUUCUCCGGAAGAACCAGUUGCUUCUGCUGAUCUUAAAGUAAUGGGGAAAAAUAAAAAGGCGAGACUGAAAAAAUAUGCCUGGAAGCAUGGCAUUACUCCACCACUUAAGAAUGUCAGAAAGAAAAGGUUCCGCAAAACAACAAAAAAGCCAGUUGAUUUCAAACAAAUGGAAGAAGUCAGCUUUACUGAGGAAAAAGACAGUCCUGCAAAACACAGCGUGUUAAACGACAUUACUGGUAUUCUCCCUUCCCCUACUCUGGUUCAGUACAUUGACUCUCCUGAUGUAGAAAAGGAAGUGAGAAGACUGCUGUGUUCAGAUACUGAAGCUGUCAGUGCCCGAUGGGAAGUCAUUAUUGAAGGUGAAACCAAAGAGAUAGAAAGUCAAGGCUUCAUUCCAAGCUUUGAGAUAUCCUCAGGCACAAGUAGCUAUGAGCAGGGUCAUAGCUCAUCAGAAUAUGGUAUAUUUCGGGAGAGGCGCAGUCAGUCCACCAGUAACAGUGAUGAUGAGGAGGAUGAUGAUGAUGAUGACGACGAUGAUAAAGUGGAUGAUUAUGAUUACGAGGAUGAAGAGGAAGACUGUCAUGAAGAGAAUCUGCAAAGGGAGCUACAGGCCAAGUUAGCUGAAUUUGACCAGUAUGAAUCAAAGGAAGGAGCCAGUUCAAUAGUCGUGGAAAUUCAGAAGCAAAUUCAUUACUUUGAGAAAAAGCUCCAACAGGUUCGGUGCAAAGAACAAAGACAGAAAGAUCUCAUCAGGAAAGUGGAAAACCUGACACUCAAGAAUCAUUUACAUUCUGUUCUGGAGCAGCUUAAGUUACAGGAAAAACAAAAAGAUGAGCAGAUCUCUUACCUACAGAAAAAGCUGAAGUACUUUCUGGAGAAGUGAGGGGAGCCUUCAGCCUGGCACACAAACCUUGGAUUCCCCAUGCAGACUGAAGACUGCAUGAAAUUUCAUGUUUCUGUUUGUUUCAUUGCCCUAUGUUGAAUCGUUUUUAUGUUUCUCUGAGCCGUUUUUACUAAUCACAUUUGAAGUUUGUAGUCAUGUAGAAAAGGACAGAAUAUUUAAAAAAAUAGUAGACCUAAAGACCCAACUCAACUAGGACACUUUGCUUCUCUUUUUUAAUUUGACAGUCACUUACAUUGUUCUAGGGUGCCUUCAGAUGAUUUAGUCAUGCGUGCCAAAGACAGUGUAGCCUAAAGGCCAUACAGCUAAUUUGCAUAUGUUUUAGCUUUUCAUUCUUCUGUUUGCUUUAAACAUUUCCUAAAACAUAGAACAAAUCAAGUCAUUUUACCAAGGGCUCGGACUGGCCACGGUGAAUUUAAGUGCCUACCUCACGGCAGCUAUUAUAAUAGGUUGUGUCCUGUCUCUGUUCAAGUAAUAGGGACUGCUUUCCUGCUCAGGGAUGAUUUCUUGCCACUAUCUUUAUUCUGCUGUUGUGUUUUCAGGAUUGUGGCUAGUUGUUAUUUGCCAGUGAAGGAAAUAGUUAGAGCAGAGAUGAAAUUCUAAGCUGUUGUCCUUAUUCUGAGCCUCUUCAUCCUAACCCCCAUCGGAAAAAGUUAGGAAAAACCAGAUGCCUGUGAAAAAACCCUAUGUGGUUUUGUUUUUUCAGCUGUAUUGUUAAGGUUUUCCACUCUGUAUUCUUUAAACAAUAAAUA